Molecule: messenger RNA, 1005 nt
Organism: Musa acuminata AAA Group (dessert banana)
Lineage: Eukaryota; Viridiplantae; Streptophyta; Magnoliopsida; Zingiberales; Musaceae
Product: pyrophosphate-energized membrane proton pump 2-like
Exons: 7
Coding region: 1-1005 (334 amino acids)
Biological process (GO): proton transmembrane transport
Cellular component (GO): membrane
Molecular function (GO): inorganic diphosphate phosphatase activity; diphosphate hydrolysis-driven proton transmembrane transporter activity
Source: RefSeq, a predicted model, not a curated record
AUGGUGAAAGGCUCAAGUGGGAAAGGCCUACUCGUGAACAUGGUCAAAGGGCACAUCACAACGUGUAUCCACCACUGGGGUAUGCCUCGCAUGGUAGCUAUGCUAGGCCCCGAUCAUGAUGUCAAGCCCUUAACUAAUGGAGAUUAUAAUCCCCAUCGAUUUAGUCCUACAUUGAAAGUGGGAACAGUUACUGCAUAUGCUUUUGUUUGGAUCACAAAAUAUUACACUGAUUCCAAGCAUGAGGCUGUUCGUGUGUUAGCACAUUCUAGUGCUAUGGGUCAUGGAACUAAUAUAAUUGCCAGUUUAGUAGAUGAAACUGGAAAUCCAACUGGUGGUUUAUUUGGCAUAGCUGUAGGAACAAUGGGAAUGCUUAGCACUGAUGCAUAUGUUCUCACCAUGGAUAUGUUUGGUCCUGUAGCUGAUAAUGCUGGUGGUGGAAUUAUGGAGAUGAGUCAGCAGCCUGAAAGUGUUUGGGAGAUCACAGAUGUUUUAGAUGCUGUACGUAACACUACCAAAGCUAUUACUAAAGGAUUUGCUAUUGGUUCUGCCGCACUUGCCACCUUCCUUCUUUCCAGUGCAAUCAUAUCCCUUUUAAACAGUGCCUUUGCCUGCUCUGCUGUUGGAAGAACUGCACAAGAGGUUAAUAAUGAAGUUCGUAGACAAUUUAUUGAGAGGCCUGGUAUAAUGGUGAGUAGCCCAACAUCUCAUGUCAGAGAAAGCCAGACUACAUUUGCCAUUGUGGUAUCUGCAUCAUUACAAGAAAUGAUAAAACCUGGUGCUUGGGCAACUAUAUCUCCAGUGGUAAUUGGUGUCUUAGGACUUUUCUUCAGGUUAUUGGGCCACUAUACUGGUCAGCAGCUUCUUGGAGCCAAAGUUGUGGCUUUGAUGCUUAUGUUUGCAACAGUUGUUGGUAUUCUUUUGGCUCUGUUUCUAAAUACUGCUGGCAGUGCUUGGGAUAAUUCAAAGAAAUAUAUAGAGACUGGUGCACUUGGGAGGCAAAGCUAA